Messenger RNA from Strongylus vulgaris, 611 nucleotides. The record is from the annotation of a GenBank genome assembly. Lineage: Eukaryota; Metazoa; Nematoda; Chromadorea; Rhabditida; Strongylidae.
GGAUGAGCACGCGUUGUGUCUGCACAGGCGAACAACGAAAUCAACUUGUUUUUAUAAUUCUUUUUUUUAGCGAGAACACCUAAAUUAGCCAUCUCGGGGCUCGCGGAAGCGGCAAAAUCUGUAGUAUUUGUAAGUUCAGAGUGCAGCACAUUGAAAGGUUUUCUACUCAGCUUUUCUCGAUUUUACAGCAUUAUGGGAACUUGCCGAAAUCUCUUCGAGAAAUCCUAAAAAAGGAUCAGGAUGCUGUAUUGCAACGUCGUCUUCUAGCAAAAUUACCUGCUGUUUAUCCCAUUGACGUGCUCCUGCAUGAGUUUCUCUCUACUCUUGAUAUGGAGCUAGAAUGGGCUGGAGAUAAAUUGACAGUUUCUCACGGGGAGGAAAUUAGCUCCAGCCGUGUGACUGCUAUCAUUCGAUCUUGCCAAAUGAUUACGGACUACUUCAACAUGAUACUUGGAUUGUUUGAUUGCUUGGCUGCAAAACUAGUGAAUGUGCCCUCUGACUCGAGUAACAUCUUGGCUUUGCAAGUAAUGUCAUCGGAUUUCAUCGCAUUUCUUGAGGAAAAUCGCGAGAAGUAUUUUAGUGUUCGAAGAGAUUACGAAGCACAGGAAUGA